AUUAUUUAUUGCUUUACAUGUCAGUUUUGUUCAGAUAGUGCACAUAUUUCUUCUUCACACAUUUUUGAACACUUUUAUACUUAACCACGCCUAUUUACUCUUGAACACCCAAGUUUACUCAAAUUUACCGCGGAGUUAAGUGAGUUCGUAAAUCAAAAGACCAAUCCCAAAAUACGGAAAAUGGGCAAGAGAUCGCAGAAGAACAGUGUGCUGAUGGUCUGUGUGGGCAACCUCUGCCGCUCCCCAAUCGCCGAGGCUGUGAUGCGUGACGUGGUCGAGAGGGCGGGUCUCCAAGGGGAGUGGCGCGUGGAGAGCGCCGGGAUCGAGGGAUGGCAUUCUGGCCGCCAACCGGAUGAGCGAGCUCUGAAUGUCCUGGCCAAGCACAACAUCGACUACUUGGGCAGUGCGAGGGUUCUGGCCCCGGAGGACUACCUCAAGUUCGACUACAUCUUCGGCAUGGAUCUAAGCAAUCUAGCCGCCCUGAGGCGUAUGGCUCCCAAGGGCGCCACUGCCAAGCUGCUUCUCCUUGGGGAUUUUGGCCUAAGACCAGAUGAACGCAUCCUUGAGGAUCCCUAUUAUGACAUUGGCGAAGCACCAUUCGAACAAAUUUACCGGCAGUGCACCAUAGCGUGUAAUAAUUUCCUGAAGCAAGCGCGUUUAAAUCAGAUAAUGUAGAGAAGCCCCUGACAGCCGCCUAAGGGUUAAGCCAUCCGACCGACCA
Molecule: messenger RNA, 721 nt
Organism: Drosophila teissieri
Lineage: Eukaryota; Metazoa; Arthropoda; Insecta; Diptera; Drosophilidae
Product: low molecular weight phosphotyrosine protein phosphatase 2
Exons: 3
Coding region: 181-675 (164 amino acids)
Biological process (GO): protein dephosphorylation
Molecular function (GO): protein tyrosine phosphatase activity
Source: RefSeq, a predicted model, not a curated record